UUUUGUCUCCAAUCAAACACCAAAAAACCAAAGUACAGGCCAUCUAGGAGCCAGCAAGGGAGGAUUGCCACCCAGAGAAACACAACAUCCAAAGUACCAAUGCAUAGAUCAACCCCCAGUCAAUCCAAGAGGAGCCGAUCACCAUUUUCUGCCAGUCGUCGUCGUCGUUGGGAUGACCGAGAAGGCUCUGGAAGCAGCUUGACUGUUGAAAAUGAGGACUAUUCCAGGUAUCUGCCCAGAGAGUUCAGGGCUUCCGUUAGUCGACGAGGAAUGGCUUAUGGACAUAUUGAUACUUUUGGGGUAGACGAUAGUGAGGAGGAGGGGGCUGGGCCUGUGGAACGUCUGCCAGUACGAGGGAAAACUGGCAAGCUUAAGGAUGACAAAGUGUAUGACCAUGAGAAAGGGGCCAGGUCUAAUGUGAUGGGGGCACAUGCCCAUUUCUCUAGUUAUAACCGUAAUGGGAGAGAGGAACGUGACCCAGCCCCUUCUGGGAGGUACUCUGCUGGCAGAGCAGAGUAUCAAAAGCAAAAUGGUGCAACCUCUUACAUAUCUUCUGCUGAAGGCAAGGGGGCUAAAAAAGGUGACAACUUGGAGAGGGAGAGGCGAGGUCAGAGUUUACCUGUGCAUCCUGGCAGGGCUCCUGUGAGUCUGUGUGGUGGUGGGAAAAACACCUCCAAGAGUGCCGAGGAACCUGUGGUGAGGCCUAAAGUCCGCAAUGUGGCACCACCAAGCGUGAAACCAAAAGUAUUUUUUGAUACCGAUGAUGAUGAUGAUAUGCCACAUAGUACUUCCAGGUGGAUGGAUGCUGCCAAGAAGGAUGAAAGCUAUCCCAAUGGCAUGGCAAGAAGAGGCCGAGGUGAAAGUUCCAGCAGCUACUCUGAACCAAAAUACCCUGAAGACAAGAGAGAAGGGAGGAUCACUGGCCAAGGGAAGCGAGAGAAGGGACCCAGACGCCGUCGAACCAUGGCUGACUCUAACUUCUAUAUGUACAAUGAUUACCACAGAUACAUGGAUGAAGAUUCAGACAGUGAGAAAGAGUGGAUCGCCACUCUGCGCUGCAGGUAUCGAAAUCGAGAGCUGCCCCCGUCCCCCAGUGGAGAGAGCUGGGAGACACUGACAGGAAAGGAAGAGCAGGAGCCUCCACAAGCUUCCGUAAAUGUGAGUGCUGCCAGUAGCAGCAGCCCUGACCCCGAGGAUGGGGCUUGUGCCAUGGCUGGUGCCAGUGCUGGUGCCAGUGCUGGUGCCAGUGCUAGUGCUAGUGCCAGCACCAGUGACAGCACCAGUGCCAGCACUGGUGCCAGCACCAAUGGCAAUAGUUAUAUUGAGGAUGUUCAAGAACCAUCUCUUAGAAGAGAGGAGCAGGCACCUCGGGGAGCAGCAGAGAUCCCUUGGCUUCGAUACAGUGAGAAUGAGAGUAGCAGUGAGGGUGAUAACAAUUCCCGUCCCCCCUUGAUUCAGCCUGGGACAUUUGUGCUGGAUGGGAACAACAACCUUGAAGAUGAUUCCAGUGUGAGUGAAGACCUAGAAGUGGAUUGGAGCCUGUUUGAUGGAUUUGCAGAUGGGUUAGGAGUGGCUGAAGCCAUUUCCUAUGUGGAUCCUCAAUUCCUCACCUACAUGGCUCUGGAAGAGCGCCUGGCUCAGGCUAUGGAGACCGCCCUCGCACACUUGGAGUCCCUAGCCGUGGAUGUGGAGGUGGCCAACCCACCAGCCAACAAGGAGAGCAUUGAUACUCUCCCUGAGAUCUUGGUCACAGAAGAUCAGGAUGCAGUAGGUCAGGAAAUGUGCUGUCCUAUCUGUUGCAGUGAAUAUGUGAAGGGGGAGGUGGCAACUGAGCUGCCAUGCCACCACUACUUCCACAAGCCAUGUGUCUCCAUCUGGCUUCAGAAGUCCGGGACCUGUCCCGUGUGCCGCUGCAUGUUUCCACCUGCUCUCUAAAUGCCAAGGUUUAAUCCCACCCUAAUUCUUCUCCCUAUCUGAAACCUUUAAGUGCAGGAGCUCUCUCAAAAUAAACAACGCAAAUGAAGCUGUUGAUUCUGAUCAUUUUCAAUGUAGAAAUGGUUGCGUUGGGUUGCGUUCAAAUUCAUGGUGUCUUUAGGGGUUAGAAGGAAACUAAACUUUCUAAAUGCUACUUGAGAUCGCUGUAAGAGCAUAAAUUUUCUAAUCUGAGAGCUAAAAUAAAUUGCCUUUGUUUUCUUGAAUAGACUGUGUUGUUAAUUGUAAUGUCAAGUUUAUCUGUUAAAUAUGUUCAAAAGGCAAAAGCAUUUUUGUUGCAUGUUUUGGCCUAAUGUUCCUGUAAUCGCAGUGUCUGCCAUUAAAGCUUAUUAAAGUUCUUUGGUUUUUCCAUGGUAAA
Molecule: messenger RNA, 2350 nt
Organism: Dipodomys ordii (Ord's kangaroo rat)
Lineage: Eukaryota; Metazoa; Chordata; Mammalia; Rodentia; Heteromyidae
Gene: Pja1
Product: praja ring finger 1, E3 ubiquitin protein ligase
Exons: 2
Coding region: 100-1935 (611 amino acids)
Source: RefSeq, a predicted model, not a curated record